Lindgomyces ingoldianus is the source of this 1365-nucleotide messenger RNA. RefSeq lists its product as uncharacterized. Lineage: Eukaryota; Fungi; Ascomycota; Dothideomycetes; Pleosporales; Lindgomycetaceae. Bases 1 to 1365 code for a protein of 454 amino acids. The record is from RefSeq and is a predicted model, not a curated record. Gene Ontology annotation, cellular component: mitochondrion. The transcript has 5 exons.
AUGGAUGAUGGUACUAUCGUGAUUGCGCGUAUACCGAACCCUAAUGCUGGACCUCCAUUCAUGACAACCGCGUCUGAAGUCGCUACCAUGGAUUUUGCUCGGACUGUCCUUGAGAUCCCCGUGCCAAAGGUCUUGUCCUGGAGCGGGGAGGCUGAAAACCCCGUAGAAUCAGAGUACAUUUUGAUGGAGGAGGCUACUGGAAAUCAGCUCGGUGAGGUUUGGGAUGAGAUGGAGCUUCAUGAUAAGCUCAAGAUUGUGGACGAUAUUGUCGCCAUAGAGAGAAAGUUUCUGUCCCUAUCAUUCACUCGUUAUGGAAAUCUUUACUUCGCAAAUGACGCUUUCCCGGGCUGUGAAAAAGCUGAAAUCAUUGGCGAGGUACCCCACUCAUUGAAGAAAGAGGUGGAGAGCCGAUUCGUCAUAGGCCCAGUCGUUGAUCGAAGUUUCUGGCACCAAGAACGAGCAUCUAUGGGGAUUGAUCGUGGCCCCUGGAAAAGCCCUCAGGAUUAUCUUAGAGCAAUUAGCCAACGUGAGAUUGCCUGGAUAAGCAGUCACGCUGCUCAAAAGUCUCCAGGUGGUCUAUUUGCAACGUCCGAAGCACAGCGCACUCCAGAUGCUCAUAUUGUCCUUUAUAGGAAGUUUCUGGAAGUUGCUGAAUAUCUAUUGCCCAAGGGAGAUCAGAUUAGGCCUACCCUAUGGCAUUGGGAUAUUCAUGCCCCCAAUAUAUUCGUUUACGAAGAUCAUGUUACUAGUCUUAUUGACUGGCAGGAUACAUGGGUCGGCCCUUUGUUCCUUCAGGCACGGCACCCGCGACUUGUAGAUUACAACGGAGAACUCAUGAUGAGGCUACCUGAAAGCUACGGUGCUCUUGAAGAUGAAGACGAAAAAAUCCGUAUUCGGACCCAAGUUGAGAAGUCGAUUGUCCUGUGGACAUACGAAACUGAGACGAAAAAAGCGAAUCCAAUCCUCCAUGACAUUUUACACAUAAAUCAAGGGCGUACAAGGCGCGACACUGUAGACUUUUCUACUAAUACGUGGGAUGGAGACAUCAUUCCCUUUAGGCAAUGUCUCAUCCGCAUAGCACGUCACUGGAACGAGAUCAACACCGAAAUUCCCUGUCCGAUAGAAUUCACUGACGAGGAGAUACAAGCACAUCUCCUGGAUGGGGAAGGCUGGAAUGAGAAUGCGGACUUCUGGGACUCACUCCAGGGGUUUGUACAUCGUGAUGGAUGGACAUCGAACGACAAUUAUGAGCAGGCACUUGAAAUGUUCGCACAGCUUAGAGAGCAGGGAUUGCAGAGCCUGAGUGGCGAGGAACGAUCGGCGUUUGAAGAGAGCACACGCUGGGCUGUAAGAAAACCUAAGUAG